Molecule: messenger RNA, 753 nt
Organism: Brugia malayi
Lineage: Eukaryota; Metazoa; Nematoda; Chromadorea; Rhabditida; Onchocercidae
Product: Cuticle collagen 7 precursor, putative
Exons: 5
Coding region: 1-753 (250 amino acids)
Cellular component (GO): cuticular extracellular matrix
Molecular function (GO): structural constituent of collagen and cuticulin-based cuticle
Source: RefSeq, a predicted model, not a curated record
AUGGAUGAAUUUAUGAUUAUGCAAGAUCAAACAUGGAUCGAAUUACAAGAAGCACGGCUAAUGCAACCAAUAAAACAAAAACGUUUGGUUCGUCAGGUAAAACCGGAACCGAAAUGCAACUGUGAUACGUCGAAUCGAUGUCCACCAGGUCCACCAGGUAGACCAGGUAUGGAUGGAAUGGAUGGUAUGCCUGGUCAACCAGGUCCACCAGGUGAACCUGGUCUUCCGGGAAUUGCUGUACCAAUUGAGCCAUUGAAAGAUUAUGGUUCAUGUCGGGUAUGUCCUCCAGGACCAGCUGGUCAUAUGGGUUAUCCAGGAGCACCUGGUUCACCGGGAACACAGGGUGCACCUGGAAAUGAUGGCCUACCAGGUCAUCCAGGUCAACCUGGUCAACUUGGAUCACCGGGUGAAAGAGGUGAACCAGGACCAAUUGGUAAAGAUGGACCAGUCGGAGCACCAGGUCGAGAAGGAGUCCGUGGCCUACCGGGUGCAUCAGGUGAACCAGGUCCACGUGGUCAAAUUGGACCUAAAGGUUUCAUGGGUCCGCCAGGAAAUGCAGGAAAUCCUGGUACACAAGGUGCAGUGGGACCACAAGGAGAUGUUGGACAACCAGGACAACGUGGUUAUGCUGGUGGUGUUGGUGCACCUGGUUUUGUUGGUUCACCAGGUGAAGAUGCUGGAUAUUGUCCGUGUCCACAUCGACGUACAAGAAAAGUUGUUAAAGUAGCAGCUACCACAUCAAGAAAAUUGUGA